ACACCUGUAUUUUGUUAAUAUUUUACGUAUCUAAGUUUUCGGAAACAAAAAAAAUUUAUUAUUUUUAAGUGUCCGAAAACAUGAGUAAAUACAGUAAUACAUGUUGAGGUAAAUUGUGUAGGCACUGUAAUCCACUGCAUUGUAUCUGUUCUAAUAAGGCCAAUGACAGGGAGUUUGUUGUGGUGAACAGGUAAAAUAGGCACAUAUUGUGGACAGUGGUAAAUAGGCACAGAAUGUGGAGGACAUAGUGUUGAAUUUUGAUAUGCUAAUGACAGAAGAAAACAGCUGUUCUCAAUGAUAUAUAAAUCACUAGAGCAUGAUAUAUUUUGGCCUAAAAACCUUGUUUACUUAAGUUUCAAGUUAGACUGGUUGAAAGCAGUUUGAGAGUAAAAUAGAUCAUGAUGAAGCAAGGCCUAUUGAAUUAGGGAGUGAUACAUCAUUUGAAGAGGUGCCAAUUUACUUGAGUUAACAAGAUUGUGUGGAGAACAGUUGUGCAAAUUAUUCAUAGAGUGAAGUGCUGCAUUAUUCAAAUUAGAAUAUUCUGUUGAACUGAUACUGAAAUAAAUACUGAAAUAAAUAAUUGACACCUUUUAAACUGCAACUGAAACAUCAAUGGUGGAUAAUGUCUGUUUGCCUUAGGCCACAGAGGACAGAACUGUAUAGUGGUUUACAAAUCGUACCUUCUGGCUUCAGCUUUCCAGAGUUAUCGUUGCAAGGUGACAUGUCUUAUGAGUGGUCCGUCAAUGACAACGGAAUGGACAAACAGACCUACAUGCAGAGUCCUGAGAAGCGAAUGAAGACUUCUCACUACGCCGAGAUCAAGUAUCCCUUGGUCCACAAAUUUUACACUGAGUUGAAAAAUCCAUUGUACAACGACAUAUCAAGCAGUUACCAGCCACCUUCCACUACUGCUGGGGGCAUGAAAGACCCUCAUAAGUCUAUGCCUGUCUAUGUAGAUAACUCAGCGUCAAAUCUGGCAUUGGGUGUUGAACUCAGUGCCGCCUCGUACAACAUGAGUGAAGCUCUACUGUCACUACCUGUUUUUAAACAAGACUCUUCCAAAAUAAAUUUCCAGUACAUUCUUGGAGCGGCUACCUCACAAGCAGUGAAAUUGAACGAGGAGACAUUAACAUAUCUUAACCAAAUGCAGUCAUAUGAGGUCAAGAUAAAGAAACUUGGCACUAUCAUUGGCUCGAAGGUUUUGUAUAGGAGCACAUUACGUGUGUGCUUCCACGAUAGGCGACAUCAGUUCAUGGGGACAGAACUGCUUGAUUUCUGGUCAAAGUCUCGACCAGGGGAGAGAAUUCUUGAUGUUGACAUUCCAUUGUCGUACGGAUUGAUUGACGUGAUUGUUAAUCCCCGAGAACACAACACCAUUGACUUUGUUUGGGACCCAUCAAAAGACACUGGCAUUUAUGUGAGAGUGAAUUGUAUAAGCACAGAAUUCACUGCACAGAAGCAUGGCGGGGUGAAAGGUGUUCCGCUCCGCCUGCAAGUUGAGACCAGAGAUUCUGAAAGCCAAGAUUCCCAGCUUAUUCACUGUGCCUCCUGCAAAAUGAGAGUCUUUAAACCAAAAGGUGCUGACCGCAAACAUAAGACAGAUUGGGCAAAAAUGAGCAAGAAAACCCUUAUUCAAAAGGAAAACUACCAUUCCUCAUAUGAAUGCACUGUUUUAACGGAAAUCCCAGUUGAACAAGUGAUUCAUGCCCAGGUCGAGAAACAGCAGUCACUGGUUCACAAGGAAAGUAAGGUCUCAAGCAGUUGCGAUCAGUUCAGCAACCACAGCCUACCGAUUUGCUCUAGCCCAAACAGUCCUCCAAGUACAGACAUUAAACUGGAGCAUUCAACAUCUCUUAACGAGCUGAAAUACCCGCCAUCAUCACCUGUCAGCGCAAACAGCGUGUCUAGCGAUGGCUCGUUGACAUCGUUGAUCCCCAAAACAAUGUCUGUCUAUGCUACUGCGAAUGAAGUUAAAGCCUGGUUGUACCACAACCGCUUUGCCAACUACAUCAGCCUGUUCCAAAACUUCACAGGGGCUGAUGUCCUACGCCUGAAUCGCGAUGACCUGGUUCAGAUCUGCGGACUCGCUGACGGCAUCCGCCUUAACAAUGCGCUGCUCUCGCAUGCAGUUAGAUCGAGACUUACAGUGUUCAUGUGCAAGGAAACUGAUGCAGCAUUCACGGCAGUGUAUCUGGAACAGUGUUCUAGUCAAGAAUUGAUUAAAAAAAUAACGGAUAUUGUCAAGAUUGGUCAGUGCACGGUCAGUGAUGUGUUCAUUCAAGGACCAUCCGCAAUAAAUGUGCGACUUACCAAUGAUGUUGUACAGAACUUUGCUGAUCAGACGAGGCUUGUCAUCAAAACUAUUAACGAUGCUGAUAACCCAAACUGUGUUCGAAUCCUUCUUAAGCGUUUGGAAUAGACAUCAAAAUUAUUAACGAUGCUGAUAACCCAAACUGUGAUCGGAUCCUUCUUAAGCGUUUGGAAUAGACAUCAAAACUAUUAACGAUGCUGAUAACUGAGACUGUAUUCGGAUCCUUCUUAAGUGUUUGGAAAAGACAUCAAAACUAUUAACAAUGCUGAUAACCCAGACUGUAUUUGGAUCCUUCUUAAGCGUUUGGAAUAGACAUCAAAACUAUUAACGAUGCUGAUAACCCAGUCUGUAUUCGGAUCCUUCUUAAGCGUUUGGAAUAGACAAUGUUAUUUUGCUCAACUACAUGUUGCGCUGUUUUUGCAAAGUUUUUCAACACAUUUUAAAGAUUCUCUUUGUUUUUUCUUGUCCUUUUUUUUGUUGUAUAUUUCUAUGAAGAUAAGAUGCCUUAUAUGUUUUUUUUGUUUGUUUUUUUACAUUCCAGAAACGACUUAACUCUUUAUUUCAAGGCAGCAACAUAAUUUGUUCAAAUCCUUUUAUAAAAAUAAUUAUUUGUAUUUGUUAACGGGUUUCUCAAGCAGUGUUGUAUGCCUUAUAUUUAUAACAAUCAUUUAAUAAACAUUAUUUCAUUAAAGUGCAUGACUAUUAUUUUUGUACAAAUUACAUAUUUAUAUAAAGAAAUCAAAUUCGUUAGUCAUAAUAAGCUUUAUUUUUAUCAUAAAUGACUUUUUGCUCAUUACAAACACAAAAAUGCUCUAUGACCUGUAUGUUUGUUACAUGUGAGUUCAUGAAUCAAUAUAUAUUACUAACAGCAUACAUGCCAUACGUCCCGGAUUGUCCAGGACAGUCCUGGCAAUGAAGAACUUGUCCCGCUGUCCCGGAAAUCUGUCAAAUGUCCCGGAAUUUACAAAAUCCAUAUAUACAUAUACCUUAUCUUAGGCUUAACUGCACCUUGAAUCUGUGUAUAUCUGCAGCGUCUCCAUGACAAUGCCUACCCGAAUAGGCAGACUACGCUACGUGUCAAAAUCUAUCAAUUAACAGGUGUCCUGUUAUCAUAUCGAUUGUCUCACGUUCGCGGUCAAACCGAAAAGGCGGCAUUGUUUAAUGUGGUUGUUAAUUGACUUUAAUCUACUACGUCAUUAUUUCCCGCUGCGUACGGGCAAAGGAUAGUUGUUCACACAUCUGAAGUCCACCAUCGCUGAGUAAAAAAAAAAUUGUGAUUGGUUGUAUGUAUUGUGAAUUGAUUUGAGUUGACGAUCUAACGGUACUGUAUUGUUGUAUUUUUUAUUAUAUAAAUGUUAUAAAUGAAUAAAGGCGUAUCAACAACUACGCGUUACACACCGGUCUUGAUAACAAUAACGCAGUGACGUCACCAUCUAUGUUUAGAACGCUUAAACUGAAAACACGUGGCUUGUAUCUAGUAACGGAAGUAGUAAUGUUUAAUUUGACGUUAAUAGAUCAAGUGUAUUUCGGAUAGGCUUUGGAACUUUUGCAAUUAACAAUGCGAAACAGAAAAAAACGUACAAAAAAUGCAUAUGUCUAUAAAUAUCGCUACAUUUUACACAUGUCCCGGGAAAUCGGCAAAAGUCCCGGACAAUUUAACUCAAUGUCCCGGAAUUGGUCUGAAAAAUUAUGGCAUGUAUGCUAACAGACUCUGGCAGCUAAUGUUCCGGUUGCUUGUAUUCCACGCGCAGGAUAUUUUCAAAAAGUAUUGUUUGGAAUCAAUUAUUUUAAAAGUUAAGACUUUUGAAAUGUCGCCACUUGUGCAAAUUGUGAGAUUGAACCUAAAUUUUAAUAUAAUUGUUUAUCUGUUUGUCAAUAAUAAGUUGCUUGAUUUAAUUAAUUCCUAUGAUAAUCAGAUUCAUGUAUAAAUGAUAGUUCUUAUAUCUGUUUUUGUAAACAGUUAAAGGACUGAGAGAAUGUAUUUUGGUGUAUACUAAAAGGUCCCAAAGAUUUGCAUAAUGUUUUUGUAACCAUUAUAUUUCUGUGUGAAUAUUGUUUGAAUUGUUAAACUUACUAUGAAUAUGGCCUUGCUCUGUGAAAAGGGGGUUUAAUGCAUAAGCCUUAAUUGUAGUUAGAGAUAAGCCUGUGCAGUCUGCACAGGCUAUUCAGGCACAACACUUUCUGCCGUUACUGGAUUUUGAUAAAGAAGAGACUUUAUUAAAACCAAAAAUAAUAUAAAAGCUGUAAGUGUCGUCCCUGAUUAGUCUGUUUGGACAGCACAGGCUAAUCUGGGAAGAGACUUAAAGCACAUGCAUUAAACCCCCUUUUCACAGAGCAAGGCCCAAUUAAAUAGAAAUAGUCAAAUAUUAUCAGGAGAAAUAUAAAUGUCUGCUAGUCAUUAUUAUGAGCCAUAUUCUACUAUUUUUUUUGUAUAUUUUUUCAUAAGACAUUUCAUGAGUUUGUCACACAUUAUUUAUGGAAUGCAAUGUAUGAUUUAUUCAGAUAAAUAAUCAAGAUAACAUUUACUUGAA
Dreissena polymorpha is the source of this 4842-nucleotide messenger RNA. RefSeq names its product transcription factor CP2-like. The record is from RefSeq and is a predicted model, not a curated record. The transcript has a single exon. The coding region runs from base 623 to 2419 and encodes 598 amino acids. Gene Ontology annotation, molecular function: RNA polymerase II cis-regulatory region sequence-specific DNA binding; DNA-binding transcription activator activity, RNA polymerase II-specific. Lineage: Eukaryota; Metazoa; Mollusca; Bivalvia; Myida; Dreissenidae. Gene Ontology annotation, biological process: regulation of transcription by RNA polymerase II. Gene Ontology annotation, cellular component: nucleus.